AUGGUACUUGAUAUCGAUUUAUUUCGAUCGGAAAAAGGUCAUGAUCCACAAAUAAUUCGAGAUUCUCAAAAGAAACGUUAUAAACGAGUUGAACUUGUUGAUGAUAUUAUUCAAUAUGAUACACAAUGGCGUACAGUUCGUUUUCAAGCUGAUCAAUGGAAUAAAAUGAAAAAUCUUUGUGGACGUACAGUUGGUAAUAAAAAGAAAGCAAAAGAAAAUGAAGGCGAUACAGAACAACUUCCGAAAGAUUUUCAAAUUAAUCUUGAAACAUUAAAUGCUGAUUUACUUUCAAAAUUAACAGUAAAACAAUUAAUACAUGUUAGUUCAUUAAUUGAUACAGAAAUUGAAAUAACAAAAGAAAAAUUAAUUAAAAUUGAAAAUGAUCGAAAUUCAGCUUUAUAUGAAAUAGGAAAUAUUGUUCAUCAUUCUGUACCUGUUAGCAAUAAUGAAGAUGAUAAUAUAACAGAACGAACAUUUGGUGAUGUUGAAACACGAAAGAAAUAUUCACAUUUUGAUUUAAUGUAUAUGAUUGAUGGUUACGAUGGUGACCGAGGAGCAUUAGUAGCUGGUUCUCGUGGUUAUUUUAUGAAGGGUCCUGCUGUAUUUCUUGAACAGGCAAUUAUUCAAUUAGCCUUACAUAUAUUAAGUGAAAAAAAUUUUGAAAUACUUUAUACACCAUUUUUUAUGCGAAAAGAAGUUAUGCAAGAAGUUGCUCAAUUAAGUCAAUUUGAUGAAGAACUUUAUAAGGUUGUAUGUAAAAAUGAUAAACCUGAUGAACCAAGUGAUGAAGAAAAAUAUUUAAUUGCAACAUCCGAACAAUGUAUUGCUGCUUUUCAUCGUGAUGAAUGGCUUGCAUCGGAACGAUUACCAAUUCGUUAUGGUGGUAUUUCUACGUGUUUUCGACAAGAAGCUGGUUCUCAUGGUCGUGAUACACGUGGUAUAUUUCGUGUUCAUCAAUUUGAAAAGGUUGAACAAUUUUGUAUUACUUCUCCACAUGACAAUGAAUCAUGGAAAAUGUUUGAUGAAAUGAUUGGAAAUGCAGAAGAAUUUAAUAAAAAAUUGGGUAUUCCAUAUCGUAUUGUUAAUAUUGUUUCUGGUGAAUUAAAUAAUGCAGCAGCGAAAAAAUUCGAUUUAGAAGCAUGGUUUCCUGGUUCCGGUAAAUUUCGUGAACUUGUGUCUUGUUCAAAUUGUCUUGAAUAUCAAUCAAGACGAUUAAAAAUUCGUUAUGGUCAAACGAAAAAACUCAAUGAAUCUUCUGAAUAUGUUCAUAUGUUAAAUGCAACAAUGUGCGCAACAACACGAACUAUUUGUGCUAUUCUUGAAAAUUAUCAAACUGAUGAUGGCAUUCUCGUACCUGAAGUGCUCAAACCACUUAUGCCUAAAAAAUAUUCGGAAAAAAUUCCAUUUGUUAAAGAACCACCAGUUGAACAAGAAUCAAAAACAACUGCUGGAGCUAAAAAGAAAUAA
Rotaria sp. Silwood2 is the source of this 1467-nucleotide messenger RNA. NCBI's taxonomy places the organism in Eukaryota, Metazoa, Rotifera, Eurotatoria, Philodinida, Philodinidae. The record is from the annotation of a GenBank genome assembly.